Molecule: messenger RNA, 720 nt
Organism: Fragaria vesca subsp. vesca
Lineage: Eukaryota; Viridiplantae; Streptophyta; Magnoliopsida; Rosales; Rosaceae
Product: F-box/kelch-repeat protein At3g06240-like
Exons: 1
Coding region: 1-720 (239 amino acids)
Source: RefSeq, a predicted model, not a curated record
AUGGCGCGCGCGCGCGCGUUAAUCUCCGGUUCUCUUUUCGCUAAGAAGCAUCUCAGCCACGCUGCCGUCACUAGUAGAUUACAGAUAAUUGAGUAUGGCAGCGGAGAGUAUGAACCUGAAACGAGGGUUGCAAAUAACAGAGAGCUUGAUUUGAAGGUUGCAAGCAGACAGCAGCUUCAUGUACCAAGAUGGUGCUCUGCUGACAUACAUUCGGUUAACCUUGCUCAGACGGAUACGAUAUUUAUUGUGGGUUCUUGCAAUGGGUUGAUUUGUCUUGGAGUAUCAAGGGGAUUGUUUCUGUUAUGGAACCCUUGCACUAGAGAAACGAAGAUGUUACCCCAACUAGAUACAUCAUGGAAAUCGAUGUUUUAUGGCUUUGGUUAUGAUUCUGCCGGCGAAGAUUACAAGGUCGUAGUGGGCGCUCUAUAUGAAAGAAAUAUUGCCGUUUUGAGUCUUAAAACGGGUUCAUGGAGGAUAGUUGAAGGUCUUGAUGAGCCUGUUAGCUUGCAAGGGAAUAUUGGAUGCUUUUUUAAAGGUGCUCUACAUUGGUUAGGGUUUAAAGAAGACGAUGGGGUGGAUAGUGUGGAAAUAAUCUCUUUCGAUUUAGCGGAGGAGGAAUUUCUGGCGGUUCUGCCAUUACCCAUUAGUUUUCCGAAAACGUGGUGGAACAGCAUUAAUUGUAUGUGCCUAUGGCCGAACUGGUAUUGGGAUCGGGACUAG